UGAGCCCACCCCCCCUGUCUGCCGGUAAGUGGUACGCGCGGCAGCAUAAAGUGUGGGUACGCUCCCUAACUUCAACUGACAGCUGCAGAAACCGUCAGAGAACCACGAUAGCACCGAAUUUGCGGAGUCGCGCCAAAACAUUGCCAAAAUGGAGUGGACCGCGAUGGAGAUUAACCCCGAGAUGCUGAACAUGCUGAUGAAAUCCCUGGGCGUGGGUGAAAGCUGGCGUUUCGUUGACGUGGUGGGGCUGGAGAGUGAGCAACUCACCGCCGUUCCGAAACCAUGCUGUGCCUUGAUGCUGCUCUUCCCUCUGACACAACAGCAUGACUCUUUCAGACAGCAGCAGGCAGACAAGGUUGCAGGAGACUCUGAGCUUUAUUUCCUGAAGCAGACAGCAGUCCAUUCCUGUGGCACCAUCGCAUUGCUGCAUGCUGUGGCCAACAACAAAAGUAAACUGUCAUUUGCUACUGACUCUGUCCUGAAGAAGUUUCUAGAUGAGACUGCAGACAUGUCUGCUGAUGACCGUGCAAAACAUCUGGAGAAGAACCAGGCAAUCUGCAAAGCUCAUAAUGAGGUUGCGUCACAAGGCCAGUGUAGGCCGGAAGCUGACAAUAUCAACUUCCACUUUAUUGCCUUUGUCAAUGUAAAUGGACAGCUGUAUGAAUUUGAUGGGAGAAUGAAUGGACCAGUGAAGCACGGAGCUACCAACGAUGAGUCAUUCAUUGUGGACGCAGCCAAAGUGUGCCAUGAGUUCAUGGAAAGAGAGCAAGGCGAGGUCCGUUUCUCCUCCGUGGCUCUUUGUCACAGUUAAGAUAUUCAUUAGGACGUAGAACCAAAUUGUAAACCAAAAUAUCCUGGAGCAUUCACAUCGCAAACACAAUCAGCAGGCACUCAUGACGGCCUGUGAACACAUACAUCUGCAGACACUAUGCACUAUAAAGCACAUGUUGUUUCCACAUACUAUACCCACAGCUCAUGAACAAAGCAUUCUUAAGCACAUGUACACACAUAUGCACCACCAAAAACCUUUUGUUCUGCUGACACCAACUGAUACAAGCUUGCCCAAACCUUUUUAUGUGACGCAUCAUCCGGCAGUGAAUUGUUAAUCAAGCCGCUGCUUGUGUGCAUGUGUGUAUUUGUCUUUUUUGCCAUUAUUUUGGCGGGGGGGGGGGGGGGGGGGUGUAAUCAUUUUUGCAUCCAUGUCAGCCUCUGAAGGUUCAUAGUUAAAUAUGUUUUGUUCCAUUAAAAACGGAGAAGACAAAUUGAAAAGGGGGGAGGAGCAAAAAUACUUGAAUGGAGAAACUGCUUUUCUUGUUUCUCUGAAAGCCUUGAGUUGGUGUUGAGUUUAUAAGGAUCUGACAUUCCUCAGAACAGCCCAAAUGUAUGCGUAGGCAUAAUUUAGCCAUUGUUCAGAACAUGGACGCAACCUUUUGAGUGCUGUUCUUGGGUGUCAGCCUUGCAUUUCUUUGAAAAUUUCCUUUGGGAAGUUUAAAUUCAACGUGGUGGAUCACAGUUGUUUUGUAUGUUCAGUCUACACAUAUUUUCAAAAAUGUAUUCGUACAGUUCAGUAAUGCUUGCACUUGCAAUUCGAAAUGGCUCUUCAGUUACCAACCCAAACAGUCCAAAGUACAGUGUUAGUGUGCAAGUUCCAAACAUGAUAGGGACCAUUGAAAUAACGCAACUAAACUUUCUGUGUUGGGCUGUUGUUGUGUAGUGCAGGCUGAAAAUACUGUGCAUCCACUGUUUACCUUUCUGCACUUUCCUAAUACUGUGUUGCUGUAGUUCUACUGGUGAUGCGGCUGUGGGAGUUCAAUAAAGCAGCCUUUAAACUUG
Molecule: messenger RNA, 1833 nt
Organism: Scatophagus argus
Lineage: Eukaryota; Metazoa; Chordata; Actinopteri; Scatophagidae
Gene: uchl1
Product: ubiquitin carboxyl-terminal esterase L1 (ubiquitin thiolesterase)
Exons: 9
Coding region: 149-811 (220 amino acids)
Biological process (GO): protein deubiquitination; ubiquitin-dependent protein catabolic process
Cellular component (GO): cytoplasm
Molecular function (GO): cysteine-type deubiquitinase activity
Source: RefSeq, a predicted model, not a curated record